Drosophila ficusphila is the source of this 1720-nucleotide messenger RNA. RefSeq lists its product as uncharacterized. Lineage: Eukaryota; Metazoa; Arthropoda; Insecta; Diptera; Drosophilidae. Bases 151 to 1701 code for a protein of 516 amino acids. The transcript has a single exon. The record is from RefSeq and is a predicted model, not a curated record.
UUUCCGUUCGUGUAAUUCAGCUCCUGAAACGUUAAACACAAUCAAACUAAGAAAUCCCAAGCUUGGACAAAAAAGGAAAGGAUAUAUAUUGAAGUAAAGUAUACAAAACCGAGCGAGUGAGCAUUUAAGAGGGAAAGCGAAAGCGAAGCGAUGGCCAGCGAGGAUGUGCAGAUCAUCAGCGUCAUCGAUGCCAAUGGGCAGAGUUUACCGCUGCACGGCAACAGUUUGGGCGGUCCCUUGGGUCCGCCCGUCAAACAGAUGCGUCCCGAUGACGCCGAGAUCUGCGAGCUGGCGGCUAAAAUGAAGGAGCAACAUAAGCAACAGGCAUCCCGUCAGGCGGCCCUGCAACACUCGAAUGGAGGCAGCAAUGGAGCCGCCGGCGGUAACAUGCAGCCUCCAAUCACAAAUGGCAAUGGUCAGACCAACAUCAUGAGCUACCUAACCCGACACCAAAAACUACCCAAUGGCACCAUGCGGGUGGUGCCCGCUUUGGCCCCGAAUGGUCGAUCGAACGGAGCCAUCAGCGAUUCGGGAUCGGAUAAGAAGUCCUCAGCGGGAUCCUGUGACGAGGAAUCCAUCAACGGGCACUUUGGCUGGGCGCAGUUCGGCAAGGUGUCGAUACCCUACAUCUUCAGGCAGUCGGAGAAGUACUGCUCCGUGCGGAUGAUCGAGCUGAAGCUGCUGGGAAAAUACCUCAACGGCCUGCACCCGGACAUCUACUCCAGUUGCACCGGCGUUCGAAGCUUUUACAUCACCGACGCCGAGGCGCGUCUCUUUAUAGAGAUUAAUCACAAGCACUGCGAUGGGGAAUUCGGUCGGGACAUAUUCAACCAGAAGGACCUGGUGGUAAGACUGAGCGAUGCCUCCGAAUUCUAUCAGUUCCUUGACACCUGCUACUGCAAAUUGGUGUCGGGUAGCAAGACCUCUUCGGAGAAAUGUGGAUUCAUUUGCAUCAACAAGGAGUCCGUGGUGCCCUACACAGUGCACAAUAACCAGCAGGUUGUGCCGCUCUUCUACUUCGAAGGCGAAACUGAGAAUUUGAAGACCAAGGCGGAGUUGCUCAAUGGCUGGGAUUUGGCCUAUUUAAAGUUCGUCUGCAAGGUGCAGGGCAUUCGCAACGAGCUCUUCUCCAGCGAAAACGUCCCCGUGAUAUCGCUGACUGACAUCAAGAGUUACUUCCCCAACGUCACCUUCGAGGAUUAUUGGCCCAGCAAGCUGGUGGACUCGAAUUUGCUGAUUGGCAACCGGGCGAAUGUCAACAACUCUGUCAACUGGACCCGUCAACCACCGGCGCCACCACCGAAGGUAACGAAUACGGGAUCAUCCGGAACAUCGGGCUCUUCGUCCUCCUCGAGCGGUGGCAACGGCUUGGGCCAGAACUCAAGUUCAUCCUCGAAUUCGGCGAGCGGCCAACAGGUGUCCUCGAAGUCACAACAGCUACAACAACACGCUUCGGCGAUAGCUGCGGCUACCGCGCAGCAACAACAUAUUAUGAAGCAGCGCGCAGCCGCAGCAGCUGCCGCAGGCGCCGCCCACGGGGUGGCAAAUGCGCCCAACACUUUUAAGGAAGCUACGGUGGAGGCCUUCAAUACCCAAGCGGCGACAGAGGCAUUGCUGCAGCAGUCGCAGAACACCUUUCUUUUAAUAAUGGAUUUAUCACAUCGUUAUAAUCACACCUUAACACCAAACCUUUUACCGUAAAAUGAUGGGAGGAUCCUGU